AUGAUUAGUUAUUCACAUAAAGAUGAAAUUUUUUGUAAACAAUUAUAUAAUGAACUUAUUAAAAUAGGUUAUCAUAUAUGGAUUGAUUUUGAUCAAAUGCAUGGCAAUAUUAUGGAUUCAAUGGCACAAGCAAUUGAACAAUCAAAUACAAUUUUAAUUUGUAUGAGUGAACAUUAUCAUAGAAGUAAUUAUUGUCGUGCAGAAGCAAAUUAUGCAUUUCAACGUGAAAUUCAAAUAAUUCCAAUUCUUUUACAAGAACAUUAUAAACCUGAUGGUUGGUUAUUAUUUUUAGUUGGUCAAUUAAAAUAUAUCAAUUCUAUUAAAUGUGAAUUUUCACAAGCUAUGCAAAUAUUAAUUAAAGAAUUGAAAGCUUCUGUUAUCAGUGAAAUAUGUCCAGUAAAUAUUCAUUUAAAAAAAGAUGUUAAUACUACAGUUUCUAUGACAUCUAUAUCAUCGACAUUCAUAUUUCCAGAAAAUAUUCUCGAUUGGAAUGAAAUACAUGUGCAAAAUUGGUUAAUUAGUCAUGGUUUGUUACAAAUGUCUCGUUUAUUUACUAAUUUUAAUGGUCAAAGUUUAAUGUAUAUGAGUGAAAUCAUAGAAAAUAUUCAUAUUCAACAAGUUGUAUCUUUAUUACAAGAUGAUUCUCUUCGACGAACAAAUCAAAAUUUAUCAUUAGUUGAAUUGAGUCAUUUUCGAUCUUUAUUUAAUCAACAAAAACAAUCAUUGACAUCUACCAUCGUUACUAAACCUACAAAAAAGUGA
Rotaria sp. Silwood1 is the source of this 762-nucleotide messenger RNA. Lineage: Eukaryota; Metazoa; Rotifera; Eurotatoria; Philodinida; Philodinidae. The record is from the annotation of a GenBank genome assembly.